Polyodon spathula (Mississippi paddlefish) is the source of this 645-nucleotide messenger RNA. RefSeq names its product adenylate cyclase type 8-like. Gene Ontology annotation, molecular function: adenylate cyclase activity. The transcript has 4 exons. Gene Ontology annotation, biological process: cAMP biosynthetic process; intracellular signal transduction; adenylate cyclase-activating G protein-coupled receptor signaling pathway. The annotation marks the transcript as partial. Lineage: Eukaryota; Metazoa; Chordata; Actinopteri; Acipenseriformes; Polyodontidae. The record is from RefSeq and is a predicted model, not a curated record.
AUGGCGGGGGGAAGGAAACCCCCACCCCUAACUCACAUUGUGAUCGACGCGGAAACGUCAGUUUUCUCCCCCCUUCACGUGACGAAGGAACAUCAUUGCUUAAGAAUAAAGAUCCUUGGCGAUUGCUACUACUGCGUGUCUGGACUGCCUGAGCCUCGACAGGAUCAUGCUCACUGCUGUGUCGAAAUGGGACUAAGCAUGAUCAAAACAAUCAGAUAUGUAAGGUCACGCACAAAGCAUGACAUUGACAUGAGGAUUGGGAUCCACUCUGGCUCUGUGCUGUGCGGGGUGCUCGGUCUGCGGAAAUGGCAGUUUGAUGUCUGGUCCUGGGAUGUAGACAUUGCAAAUAAACUUGAAUCAGGUGGAAUACCAGGGAGAAUUCAUAUCUCAAAAGCUGCCCUGGAUUGUCUAAAUGGGGACUAUGAAGUGGAAGAAGGACAUGGCAAGGAAAGGAAUGAAUUCUUAAGGAAACACAAUAUUGAGACAUAUCUAAUAAAGCAGCCUGAAGAGAGUCUUCUGACCUUACCAGAAGACAUUAUGAAGGAGUCAAUUAGCUCUUCAGACAGACGAAACAGCAGUACCACCUUUACUGAAGGAUCUUGGAGCCCUGAACUUCCUUUUGAUAACAUUGUGGGAAAGCAGAAU